Molecule: messenger RNA, 1746 nt
Organism: Cladocopium goreaui
Lineage: Eukaryota; Dinophyceae; Suessiales; Symbiodiniaceae
Source: the annotation of a GenBank genome assembly
AUGGGAAGUGCCAGUUCUGUCUGUGGAGAGCUCUUGGAGCAGAUGGGCUGGAAGGAUCCGCCCUUGGGUAAUGAUUUUCAUCAUCCUGGGCUGGUGAACUAUCUGAGCCACACGUUGCUGGAGGUGGUUCUUCCAGUCCACGCUCCGCAGAAUGACAUCUCCAGUGAAUCCAAGCCUCGAGAGUAUCCGCGGCCCAAUUUUUGUUGGGAGGCUUACAAGAUGCACCUGGCGAUGAUUGGUCCAAGCUCCACCUGCAAGAAACAAUUUCUGGAGUUUAUGCCUCGCAUCGCGCACAUUUUCAAAGGCACCUCCACGAAGCUGGCCCCGGGCCGCGAGGCUGUGCCGUACCACUUCUUGGACAGUGACCUGCACAGGGUGGUUCUGUGGGACUUACCAGAGAUCAAGUUCAAGCAGAAUGCCGAGGACUACGUCCGUGAGUUGGGAUUGCUGUACAUUGACUGCGUCUUCAUGCUUUUCUCUGAGAAGUAUGUGCUCACAGACAUCUACUGCAAGCUCUGCGUAGCGAUGGCCUUGCAUGGCAUUCCCUUCUUCGUCCUCUGCACUCAGAGCGAGGAUGGUAUGGAUGAAAAAGCCGUAAGAAGGCUUCAAAGUUCUUUCCAGGCCCAAUCUGUGCAAGUCCGAAUGUUCAAUCCGGCCAAGCCACACGAAACCUUGGAGCCGUUGAUCAAUGACUUCUUCAAAGAGGUCUCUUGGAACAGGAGCAAGGGCGCCAACAGUGACCGCGUGAAAAAUGCCAGUGAGGCAGUGCUGGGUCAGACGGUGCGCAUCAAAAAUCUGGAGAAAAAGGCGGAGUUGAACGGCAGGUGUGGUGUAUGCAUCGGUUUUGAGAAGGACCAGGAUCGCUACAUCGUUCGUCUCAUCACUGGUGGAGUCGAAAGUGAUGUUGCGCUGAGGGAUCAGAACUUCAGCAUCUUGAAGCCAAAGCUUCGGGGCGCCUUGGUGCAAGUGCAGGGGCUUCAGUCCAAGCCAGAGCUCAAUGGCCGUUACGGCUUUGUGGAUGAGUUCCUGCGCGAGAACGAGCGCUACCGCGUCUUUCUUCCUGAUAGACCUGGGACUGCUUUGACGAUGGCUUUGAAGUCCGAAAACCUGGAGAAGGUGACCUCAACAAAUGCCAAGCCCAUAGCGGCGAACGGCACGGUGGAGGCCAGCAAGAGCUUCAGCCCAGCAGCGCGAGCAGCUCCAAAGGCAGCAAACAAUGGCACAACAUCGAGCAAUGGUACAUCAGCAAGCAACGGCGCGACGAGGUCUGCUCCGAAGGAGCCCAAAGAGGCUCCUAAGGCUAAAGCGCCAGCGCCGGCCACGGUACCAUCCACAGCGGCCACAGCGCCGGCCGCGGCACCGGAGAAGACGAAGGAAGAUGAGGACGUGUCCGCGUUUUUGCCCAAGGUGGGCGCUGCGGACGACGAAGGCAGCGAUGACCUCAUGUCCCGCAUCUUCGCGGCAGAGGCAGAGGCAGAGGCAGCUGCAGAUCCGCCGCGGAAAGCUUCGGCGGCUUCAACGGCGCCGGCACCUGCACCUGAGAAGACACGCGUGCGCAGGCUUCAGCUCUCUCUUCCGGGGCUCCUGGGACUGCGUGUUUGGGCGGUCAUUGGCGAUUCCCCGGAAGCUGAAGACAUCAGCGACCACCUCAUGGAGUGCGGCAAGACCGUCUUCGAUGUUAGCUCCACGGGCACUUUUGCCUCCACAGUUCGAACCCCAAUGCUGAGAAAAAGAAGGGUGCAGUAA